AUGGAGGACAGCUUCAUUACCCUGUCCACCCACCCAAUUAGGAGCCAGAUGGCGCUUCUGGCCAAUCAAAUAAUGGAUGCACGGAUUCUAAGCAGUAUGAACGGGAGGGCAGAGCUUUCCCAGUUCUUGAGAGUUACCAAUCCGAGCAUGAUCCCCCAGGUAAACGCCACCCAGGACGACAACCGCAAGAACAGGAAGUACCCCUGUCCGCUGUGUGGGAAGCGUUUCCGCUUUAACAGCAUUCUCUCUCUGCACAUGCGCACACACACCGGGGAGAAGCCCUUCAAGUGUCCGUACUGUGACCACAGGGCUGCACAGAAGGGCAACCUGAAGAUACACCUCCGCACUCACAAGCAAGGCAUUCUGGGUAAAGGCCGAGGCCGAGUUAGGGAGGAGAAUAGACUGCUCCAUGAGCUUGAAGAGAGGGCGAUACUUAGGGACAGGCAGACCCGAGGGGUUGUUAACCAACAAACACCCAAUCUAAACCAGCUUCAGCUCUCACAGAUGGUCACACAGCCUCAGUUUAUACCUCCCUCUGCUGCUGCAGAGACACAACCCAACACAUCCUCAUCUCCGACUGUGACCACUCUCCCUGAGGACCCCGUCCUGCCCCAGCCUAACGGAUACCGCUGCUCCUUCUGUAAGGGCAAGUUCAGGAAGCAGCAGGAGCUCGAACGCCACAUCAGGAUUCUGCACAAACCGUACAAAUGCACUCUGUGUGAGUUUGCUGCCUCACAAGAGGAGGAGCUGAUUGGCCAUGUUGAGACUACACACAUAACUGCUGAGUCAGCAUCAGGGCAGAAGCCUGCGAUGGCAGCAGGAGACAAGAGGAAGCCUAUGGGUGAGUUCCCCUGUGAGGUGUGCGGGCAGACCUUCAGCCAGGCCUGGUUCCUGAAGGGUCACAUGAGGAAACACAAGGACUCGUUCGAACACUGCUGUCAGAUCUGCGGCAGACGCUUCAAAGAGCCCUGGUUUCUCAAGAACCACAUGAAGGUGCACCUCAAUAAGCUGGCUGCAAAGCGGACUCUCCCCUCUGAGCGUGACCCAUCUGUUAACAUGAGCCACCUGACUCCAGACCAUCAGAGCAACGUCUACUCCCAGUACAUCUCCCGCAUCCACAACAGGUUCCUCACGGCUGAGAUGGCCGAACGUCAAGAUUAUAACUCCAUGUUUUCGUCCGCUGGCAUCGACAUGAAGGUCAGGGAGAUGUUAGGGAGGAUGAUUUCCUCAGGUCCAGGUUUGACAGAAGCAGAAAGCUCCUCUUUGUUGGCUUUAAAUCAUCCCCACCAUCCACCCAGCUCCACCAGCAUGGAGUACCUGCAGAAAGUCAUGUCCAACAGAGAAACACUCAGCAGCAGUAGCAGCUACCCAGGCUGGCAGAUCAUGACACCAGGUCUGCCUGUGGAUCAGCAGAUAUUCAGCCCUAAAGAGCAGCAGUGCUCCUCAUUCCUGUCUGAGAGAUGCCUCCCUGUGGAUGAGGGGAAAUUGUGUCUCACUGACCCAGACACAAAGGCCAUCAGCAGACCGGGCAGCCCUGGCAGUGUGACUCAUCAUGGACCAGCAGGGACCAACACAGAGAUCGGGAACUCCCUCUCUGACAGCACCCUCGACCAUCGACCAAAAUCCUCCUCUCCAGCUGCAGGUGAGAAAGUCUACAGGUGUCCGCUCUCCUCUGACUACACCGCUGCACAGUCCACCUCCCUCGGCUUCCAUCUGGAUCGCUACCACUUCCCCUCCUGGCAAACCAGCAGGGACCUCUCCUCUCCGCUGCAGCCCACCAGCAGCAGCUCCAGCCCCAACCCCAACCCUAAACUCAGACCCAGGUCCAGGGACGAUUGGAGCCCAGCUGCAGGUCUCUAUCAUGGUCUGGAGAGCCACGGUGAGAACUCCCUGCUCAUUAACAAGCCGUCCGACCGCUCUGACAAAGACGCAGGAGGAGAGAUCUCUUUAUCUGCUCGAACCAGGAAGUCCCAGUAUGAGCCUUUGGAUCUGUCAGUCAGGCCUGAGACUGUCACGUCUCAAUCAGCGCAGAUGUCUGCCGUUUUGAGUAAUGGACUCUCCUCCUCCUCCUCCGUUACCCGCCGGCUGCAAAGUUACUUGAACACUGCAGCUGAGCUCGGUGUGAAACCCUCUUAUCAGUGUGACCUUUUGGUUCAGGGAACAAAAGAAGACAUGAACACUCAGAAUGCAGAUGCUGAAGGUGAAUUUGAGAAAUCAGAGCUGGAGAGGGAGACUGAAAAUGAUGAGGCUGUCAAGUGGAAGAUGCUGAAAAACAACGUCCUCAAACCAGAGGAGCUGGGACAGACCGAGGCUGACUUCCAGCAGCUCGACGAGCAGGGGCCUUGGGGCCGAGCCAUGUCUGAAUCUCCCAUCUCUUCUCUGGAGAACCUGACUCCAGGACAGGCCGACCACCUGCAGCAGCAGCAAGGCAGCCUUCUCUCCUUCCUCAGGACUCAGGGGAACCUGAGUGGAUCACCUGCAGGAACACACAAAGCCAGCGUGAACGGGGGAGGGGACACAGAGAGGGAUGUUGCAUCAGCUCGGAAGCCCUUCCAGUGCAGGUACUGCCCCUACAGCGCCUCCCAGAAGGGCAACCUGAAGACGCACGUCCUCUGCGUCCACCGUAAACCCUUCGACAACAGCCUUUACCCUGACCGCCGCCUGCGCCGCUCACACGCGCCCCAGAGGCCCUCCAGACUGCCUCCAAGCAUCACGGGAGAUAACCGAGUGCAGGGGAGAGACAAGAUUGGCAUGACAUCGCUCUGCGGGACUUGAUGUUGUCAUGGCAACAGCAGACACAGACAGUUAUGAUUAUUGUUUUAGCUUCACCUCGACCGGGUUAGGAUGAUUGAGAUUGUUAAAAAAAAAUGUUAACAACCAACCUUGAUGUACAUUCCAGUGUUUACUUGAAGAGCCACAGUGCAUAUUUAUCUGUAGCAAAGGAGCUGCCUAUAAUAAUAAUAAUAAUAAUAAUAAUAACAAUAAUAAUAAUAAAGUCCAUGUGAUGUGAACGUGAA
This is a messenger RNA of Notolabrus celidotus (New Zealand spotty), 3017 nucleotides long. RefSeq names its product zinc finger protein 536-like. Gene Ontology annotation, cellular component: nucleus. Lineage: Eukaryota; Metazoa; Chordata; Actinopteri; Labriformes; Labridae. The transcript has 4 exons. Gene Ontology annotation, biological process: regulation of DNA-templated transcription. The record is from RefSeq and is a predicted model, not a curated record. Bases 1 to 2775 code for a protein of 924 amino acids. Gene Ontology annotation, molecular function: DNA-binding transcription factor activity, RNA polymerase II-specific; RNA polymerase II cis-regulatory region sequence-specific DNA binding.